UAUUAUCUUUUAUUUAUUCAUUUUACACAUCAUGGGUUCAGAGCUGUUAAUCCAUGUAUGAUGAGCCCUUUGUCCAUUAGGUGGAGCUGUCCAGUCAUCAUUUGGUUUAUGGUUAAAACUAAAUCACGUGGAGUAAGUGGAGCUUGGUUUAAAAAGCUCCAUUCUUCGAAGUGCACACAUUUUCCUUGCAACAGAGGAGCCACAAAGUCUUUAACAACAUUGGAUCUACAUCAAUGAAGAUGUAGAUACCAGAAAAAACUUCACCUCAAUGCUUAUGUUAUUUGGAAUUCAGAUGCAACACAAUCUCUGCGUUCUUUUACAUGUAAUUGGAAACUUCAGAAACUGAGAUUUUUCAUCUGAAAAUAUUGCUUCAGGGACCUAAUAUGACUCUGAAUAGGAUUUAAAGAAGACAGAAUGUAAUGUUGUCCUCUGGUUAAUUCCCAUAUUCACCUUCUUCAGCAACAGAAAAGUUCAACAGCUCUUACUGUCAAAUAAUCCAGUUAAUUCAGUAUUCAACUAUAUGGUUCCAUUUCCAACAGCACUCCUUUGUUUUAUUUAACAGCUUUGUCAUGCUGAAAAUCAAGGUAUUUAAGCAUGGUCAGUCUGACCUCAAACUGUCUGCGGUUGCCCCAGACAAAAAAGAUGUAGAACUGAUUCUGGUCAAAGAACAGAAUGGAGUCCAGUAUACCAGCAGCACAGUAAUAGCUCCAGAUUUAUCACCACAGUAUGAGGUCCAAGGUGAAGGACAGCAAGAACGAGAGCAAUGGGGCAAAAAGAUAGACUUUCUUCUUUCAGUAGUUGGAUUUUCAGUUGAUCUUGCCAAUGUUUGGAGGUUCCCCUUUCUCUGCUAUAAAAAUGGAGGAGGUGCAUUUCUAAUCCCAUACACACUGUUCCUUAUAAUUGCUGGAAUGCCUCUUUUCUACAUGGAAUUAGCUCUUGGACAAUACAAUAGAGAAGGCGCAGCAACAGUAUGGAAGAUAUGCCCCCUUUUCAAAGGUGUGGGCUAUACUGUGAUAUUAAUAGCUCUCUAUGUCGGAUUCUAUUACAAUGUCAUCAUCGCUUGGUCUUUGUAUUAUCUCGUAUCUUCUUUUACAUCUGAGUUGCCCUGGAUCAAGUGUGGGAAUGAAUGGAACAGUCCCAACUGCACGGACCCAAUGCUACUCAAUAUGUCCAUGAUCAGCUACAAUACUAAAUACUCUAAAUUCAAGACAACACCAGCCGCUGAGUUUUACGAGCGUGGGGUAUUGCAUCUACAUGAAAGUAAUGGAAUUCAUGACCUGGGACUCCCAAGAUGGCAACUGACUCUCUGUCUAAUUGUAGUGCUUACAGUGCUAUUUUUCAGUUUAUGGAAAGGAGUCAAAACUUCAGGAAAGGUGGUUUGGAUAACUGCAACACUCCCAUAUGUUGUGUUAUUUGUCUUACUUAUACGAGGAAUAACACUCCCUGGCUCUUUCAAAGGGAUCAGUGCCUACCUUCACAUAGAUAUCAAAAGACUUACGGAUGCUUCUGUGUGGAUAGAUGCUGCAACUCAAAUAUUCUACUCAUUAGGGGCAGGAUUUGGAGUAUUGAUUGCAUUUGCAAGCUAUAAUAAAUUUGAUAACAACUGUUACAGGGAUGCUCUUAUGACAAGUACUAUCAACUGUGUCACCAGCUUCAUUUCAGGAUUUGCUAUCUUCUCUAUACUUGGUUACAUGGCCCACAAACACAAUGUAAACAUUGAAGAUGUUGCAACUGAAGGUGCUGGAUUAGUCUUUAUAAUAUACCCAGAGGCAAUCUCUACCCUUGCAGGAUCGACAUUUUGGGCUGUGGUUUUUUUCAUCAUGUUACUAACACUAGGCAUCGAUAGUGCUAUGGGAGGCAUGGAGGCUGUUAUUACUGGGCUUGCAGAUGAUUUCAGUAUCCUGAAAAGACAUCGUAAACUGUUUACCUUACUUGUGGCUGUCAUCACAUUUCUAUUUGCUCUCUUGUGUAUAACUAAUGGAGGAAUAUAUGUGCUGACUCUACUGGAUACAUAUGCAGCUGGGACAUCUAUUUUAUUUGCUGUUUUAAUUGAAGCCAUAGGAGUAUCUUGGUUUUACGGUGUAGACAGGUUCAGUGAAGACAUUUAUAGAAUGCUUGGUUUCAGGCCUGGGCUCUACUGGAGACUCUGCUGGAAGUUUGUCAGCCCAGCAUUUCUUCUGUUUGUGAUAAUUGUGAGUAUCGUGACUUACAAACCUCUGACGUAUGAUGAAUACAAAUUUCCACCUUGGGCUAAUCGAUCUGGAUGGGCAAUAGCAUUGUCAUCUAUGACUUUGGUUCCCGUAUACAUCAUGUAUAAGUUUUUUACAAUGCGUGGAUCAUUGAGAGAGAGACUUGCAUACUGCAUCACCCCAGAGAGUGAACAUCACCUUGUUGCUGAAGGAGACAUCAGGCAAUAUAAGGUUAGUUCAUCUGUACUCUUAAAAAGGUUGAUUCUAAUAGUUAAUCACAAUGCCAGUUCUUUGUUAGUCGUGGGUCAGUCAAAUGAAAGUAGGCUUAUCUUGCUAUAGAAGUCAAUAGCUAAGCAUUUUAUAUUGCUGAUCCAAGUUCUGCAGUAGUAUAGAAAAGCCCACUAUGCACCCUCUAC
Messenger RNA from Xenopus laevis (African clawed frog), 2605 nucleotides. It is a transcript of the gene slc6a2.S, whose product is annotated as solute carrier family 6 member 2 S homeolog. Gene Ontology annotation, cellular component: axon; neuronal cell body membrane; membrane. Gene Ontology annotation, biological process: chloride transmembrane transport; norepinephrine uptake; dopamine uptake involved in synaptic transmission. Gene Ontology annotation, molecular function: monoamine transmembrane transporter activity; sodium:chloride symporter activity; norepinephrine:sodium symporter activity. The transcript has 14 exons. NCBI's taxonomy places the organism in Eukaryota, Metazoa, Chordata, Amphibia, Anura, Pipidae. Bases 570 to 2528 code for a protein of 652 amino acids. The record is from RefSeq and is a predicted model, not a curated record.